AUGCAGUUCACCAUCCUCGCUACUCUCGCUGCUGCCGCUGCAGUCGCGGUCAACGCUGUUCCGACCGCCGAUACGCCUUUGGCUGCUCGUGCCAUCGAAGCUCGCAGCGGAUGUGGCUCUACUGGCCCUCUCGGUGACGGUCACUACAUCUGGUGGAUUACUGUAGGCUGCAACAGUGGAGGGCAAUACAAAUGCCAGGCGAUGGGCGCCGACGGCUGCCUGCCCGGCCAGACCAAGCACAUCGGCUCCAUGGAGGUCGAUGUGAGGACUCUCGUUACUGUCUCGGAUAGUCAAUCUGACGUGCCAUUCCAGGACCCCAACGACACCACCCAGUAUGCUAAGCAGAGCAACACGAACAGUGUCACCUUCACCUGCCCCUCCGGUGGACAGAUCCGCUGCCAGGCCAACUUCAACGACAACAACGAUGGCCCCAACUACAGCCUCCGUGUGAUAGUUCCCGUGCUGUACAGUGGUUGA
Molecule: messenger RNA, 477 nt
Organism: Gloeophyllum trabeum ATCC 11539
Lineage: Eukaryota; Fungi; Basidiomycota; Agaricomycetes; Gloeophyllales; Gloeophyllaceae
Exons: 4
Coding region: 1-477 (158 amino acids)
Source: RefSeq, a predicted model, not a curated record